This is a messenger RNA of Octopus sinensis (East Asian common octopus), 3166 nucleotides long. RefSeq lists its product as uncharacterized. NCBI's taxonomy places the organism in Eukaryota, Metazoa, Mollusca, Cephalopoda, Octopoda, Octopodidae. The record is from RefSeq and is a predicted model, not a curated record. The transcript has 18 exons. The coding region runs from base 97 to 987 and encodes 296 amino acids.
AAUCUAGCAAGUGACCUUUACACAUAAAAGUAGCUAUAUACCUCGAAAAAUUUCAUUCGAGUGCUUACCUGUGCCUUCCUAUCGAUAACAUCCAAUAUGACGUCCAAAUUUAUAGGUUGUUUCUUCGUCGCUUUAUUUCAUUUAACCUUCUCCAGUUUUACUAACAAAGAACUCCUGAUAAUGCAGUACAAAUCGAGACGGCAUGCGUGGGAGAACUUCUUUAUGAGGUGGGCAAAGUGUUAUCAGAACGAGCUAUGGAAGGAAAAGUUGUCGUUUUCGUAUGCUAUUGUAAUGGAUGCAAUGGAAAGACAAUGGCGUAGAGACUAUAUCGAGCAACUGGUGCUGUUUCCCAUUUAUGGGUUAAGGUACGCAGACCCAGCAAGCUUUGAAGAAGCAUACAAGUGUAUUUAUGGUGUCUUCAAUGAUCCCUUCGCUUUUCCAAAUGAAAACCAGCCACGACUGAGACGCCAAGCAGGGUGGUCCCGUGGUCAGACUCUCCGACGAACGAAACGCGCAUCAAUCUUUUCUCUUGACCCGUUGCGAUUUCAUUCAAUCAGCGAUGAGUUUUUAAAAUUCAGAAAGUCCAUAGCAAAGAAUCACCUCUGUGUCUUAAUCGGUGUUGGCUGUCCUCACCAACCUGAUGGGAGCAAAAUGGAAUUAGAAAAUGUUAAAGAAUGGAAUCCGAGGAAGAUAAAGUUUGAGCACGAUCAAGUUUCGAUUGACCUCAUGGAAGAUAGACGGUUCUUGAGAUCUUACCAAUUCAUCAUGAGAGACUUUUACCAAUAUGUUACAAAAUGCCUAGAUAGCCGUAGGGAAAUGACGAAUUUGGAGCACGAGUACUGUUCCUUCACGGAAAAGACGUUUGAUAUAGACAAGCAGGAAACAGAGAAUCAAAGAAAUCCUUUAUGUGGAAGCGCCUGCAAAAUGUCUCUCAGUAUGGUGUGGGCAAUUACAGCAUACGUCAUAUUUAUAAUGUUAAAAUCCUGAUAAUUAUCAGGUAUACUCAUCCGGAUUUAAAAGAAAUUCGUGAAUGCAAAGACCUGAGUAUUUUCUCUUAAACUACAUACAUCGAUAUAUGAAAGAAUACUUUGGAAUUACAUAAAUAAACGUUUUCCUUUUUUUUAAUUUUGUGUGCUUUAAUAACUAUAUCGUUCAACGUAAAUUAUUAAUCAGUGGGUAAGAUCAUUUUAAAUUCCUAUACUUUAAUUUUAUGGUAAUUGUAUUGGUCACGCGUAUUAAAAUUUUAUGGGAAUUGUAUCCUCACGAGUAUUAAAAUAUAGAAAUAACGUUGAAAUGGUACAUGGCAUUAUUCUGCUGAAAAUCUCUCCAAAACGUUAUUUUGUUUUUCCGUCUCAUCACUUGAGAAUCGGAUUUGUAAAUGCAUUUCUUUUUAUUAUUGAGUAAAUAUGCAGGAACUAUUACCGCAUAUCAGUAUUUUAUAACUUUAUUUUUGAAAAAAUCAAUUCUUACCCAUAGGCUUUGACAAACGAAUCUCAGAAUGUCUUCGUACAUCAACGAGGUCCACCUUGCUCAUUCGAAACGCAAAGUAUAACUAAAAUAAAGAAUCUGGUAAUAUGAUGAUGAUGCACAAACUGCUAGAAACUUGUAAAUGUCUUGCUCGAGGAAGAGUAGAGUAAGAAAUACAUUCAUGAGAAUAUAUACAUCAUACAUUACUCGAUAAAAUAAUAUCGGUGUAUAGCAUUCUAGAAUUAAUCGAAGUUUUUUAAUGUAUACCUAAUUACAUUUAUGUAAAUCUUAUCUUCUCCUUCCUGUAAGAUCAGUCGCUGCAUUUUCGCGGCACAUCGGUCAGUCAGGGAUCACCAAUUAGCUCCCUCUCUGGCCAACCGGUAUGGUUCUUCCCAGGUGGUAUUUAGCGGCGAGCUGGCAGAAACGUUAGCACACCGGGCGAAAUGCUUAGCGGUAAUUCGUCUGCGUUAGGUUCUGAGUUCAAAUUCCGCCGAGGUCGACUUUGCCUUUCAUCCUUUCGGGGUCGAUAAAUUAAGUACCAGUUACGCACUGGGGUCGAUGUAAUCGACUUAAUACCUAUGUCUGUCCUUGUUUGUCCCCUCUGUGUUUAGCCCCUUGUGUGUAAUAAAGAAAUAGGUAAUUAGUGUGCGUAUUUCUUCUUUAAAAGUACUACACCAUGUCUUCUUUGGUCGGCCUGUUUUUCCAUUAACUUCCAGCGGCAUUCAGCCCAUGACUAUUUUGGCAAGCCUCUCAUCUCGCAGUCAUAUUUUGAGUCCAGCCAUUCUUAUUCAUCAUUCGUUUAAUGUAAAUCUAACAUUCCUGAAACUGAGUUUAUUCUUAUUCAAUAUUUGUAACUUAUCUGAGUUCAAAUUCCGCCGAGGUCGACUUCGCCUUUCAGCCUUUCGAGGCCGAUAAUUACCAGUUGCGUACUGGGUCGAUUUAAUCGACUGGCCCCCUCUCCAAAAAUUUCGGUCCUUGUGCCUAGAGAAGAAAAGAAGAACUGAAACUUAGUUUUUUCUUAUUCAAUAUUUGUAACUUAUCUGAGUUCAAAUUCCGCCGCGGUCGACUUCGCCUUUCAGCCUUUCGAGGCCGAUAAUUACCAGUUGCGUACUGGGUCGAUAUAAUCGACUGGCCCCCUCUCCAAAAAUUUCGGUCCUUGUGCCUAGAGAAGAAAAGAAGAAUUGUAACUUUUCGUGUGGCGUGCUGGCACAAACGUUAGCACACGGGGCGAAAUGCUUAGCGGUGUUUCUUCUGUCUUUACCUUCUGAGUUCAAAUUCCGCCGAGCUCGUCUUUGCGCUUCAUCUUUUCGCUAUCGAUAAAUUAAGUACCGAUUGUGUACUGGGUCGAUCUAAUCGACUGGAAUCCCCUCCCCAAAUAAUUUCGGGCUUUUUACCUAGAGUUGAAAAGAACAUUUGUAACUUAUAAGGCGGCGAGCUGUAUAAAAUAAAUGCAUUAUUAUUUGCAUACAAGCACCGCUUUAGGGACAUCCAAUCUAACAUGUAUAUAUUCUUCGUCUGAUUUGUUGAUGACAUGCAAGGCCUAUUUAUUUAAAUUUUUACUCAGCUUUCAUACGAAAGAUGACUCUUUUAGAAACAACUUUUUUUUUUUUCUUUAUAAACAGUAAACCUUGUAUAUCUUAAAAGAAACAAUUUUUAUAGGAGAGAAAUUUAUAUCCUAUGAUUUUCAAUAAAAUUUUUC